AUGGCUGAUACAAAACUCGAGUCCAAGAAGAAGUUUGAACAUGUUGCUUCCAAGGAAGAUGCAGAGAUAUCAGAUAUCGACGCCCGCCUGCAAGAGCUUGCCCAGGCUGCCCCUCCCUUUUACAAGAACCGAAACCUCCUCAACCUCUACCUGCGCAUCAUACCCGGCUGCUUGGUGCCUGCCAUUACCUUGGGCUUUGACAGUGCCAUGAUGAAUGGCUUGCAGGCUGUCGAGACAUGGAUCAGUUACUUUGACAACCCUUCCGGCGCUUUGCUGGGCUUGAUGACCUCAAUCAUUGCCGUCGGUGCAAUCUGUGCUACCCCUUUGAUUAGUCUUCUUGGUGAUCGGUUUGGCCGACGCUGGGGUAUCUGGUUCGGCUCGGCAGUCAUGGCUGUAGGAGGGAUCCUCCAAGGGGCUUCUGUGCACAUCUCCAUGUUUCUCAUCUCCCGCUUCCUCCUUGGGUUCGGCCUAGUCUUCGCUAACACCUACGCUCCCAUUCUGAUCGGCGAACUCGCCCAUCCAAAAGACCGCCAGGUCGCUACAUCCUUGUACCAGACAUCAUGGUACCUAGGAGCCGUGCUUGCUGCCUGGGUCACAUAUGGGACAUUCAACAUGCCGACUGAGUGGGCCUGGAGGAUUCCAUCGCUCCUGCAGACAGUCCCCGCCCUCGUCAACAUGGUCGGCAUGUUCCUUCUCCCGGAGUCGCCACGUUGGUUAAUUGCCAACGGACGCGCAGGCGAGGCAAAGGAAAUCCUAGUCAAGUACCACGCCGACGGGCGAGAGGGAGAUGCUAUGGUAGAGCUGGAAUACACCGAGAUGAAGCGCGUCAUCGAGACGGACAUGGCCACGAAGACGCCGUGGAAAGCACUUAUUGCCACUCCGGGUAAUCGGCGCAGACUACUGCUCUUGGUCAUGCUGGGCUGCUUUUCGCAGUGGUCAGGAAAUGGACUCGUCUCUUAUUACCUCGUCCGUGUCCUCGAAACCGUCGGCAUCGCCAGCCGCUCCAACCAAAGCAUCAUCAACGGCUCACUCAUGAUCUGGAAUUGGAUCUGCGCAACCGGGUCAGCCCUCCUAACCGCCCGACUCCGCCGACGCACGCAGUUCCUCAUCUCCACAGCCGGCAUGCUCGCAAUAUUCACAGCCCAAACCCUCUGCGCGGGCCUAUUCAACGAACACAACAAUAAAGGCGCCGGCAACGCCGUCAUCGCCAUGCUAUUCCUCUUCUACACCUUCUACAAUCUCGCCUACAAUGCAUUGCUGUACUCGUACCCGGUCGAAGUCCUGCCCUACCCAAUCCGCGCAAAGGGGUUCGCCAUCCUCAUGUUCUGCGGGAAGGCGUCGAAUUUCGUGAAUGUCCUUGUGAAUCCGAUUGGAUUGGAGGCGAUUGGUUGGAAAUACUACCUUGUUUACGUGGGCUGGCUGGUUGUCGAGACGGUCUGCGUCUGGUUCUUCUUCGUUGAGACCAAGGGGCCUAGCUUGGAGGCUAUUGCGGAGAGAUUCGAUAAGCCUGGAUCGGAGUCUAAACGAGAAUAA
Messenger RNA from Aspergillus mulundensis, 1533 nucleotides. RefSeq lists its product as uncharacterized. Gene Ontology annotation, cellular component: membrane. Gene Ontology annotation, molecular function: carbohydrate:proton symporter activity. Bases 1 to 1533 code for a protein of 510 amino acids. Lineage: Eukaryota; Fungi; Ascomycota; Eurotiomycetes; Eurotiales; Aspergillaceae. The record is from RefSeq and is a predicted model, not a curated record. The transcript is spliced from 4 exons. Gene Ontology annotation, biological process: carbohydrate transport; transmembrane transport.